AUGAAAACUCCAAAGAGUAAGUUUCCCAGCACUGAGGGCGUACAUUCUCCUGAUCCUUAAUGUGUUCUCCUGUCUAUUGGGAAUAUAAAGGGGAGGUUUAGCAGAAAUGGGGGGGUUAAGUUUUAGAUAUCCAGAGAAAUGACAGUGAGGAAUUAUUUAUGGGUUCAGUAAGAUUGAGGGAAGAUACCAAAUGUGACAAAUUCAUGUGUUAAAGGGUUACUCCAACCAAAAUAAAAACCAACUUUGUUUUAACGAAACACUGUUUUGGGAUGAAGAGAAUGAAGGGAAGUGAUUUCUAUCCCAUGCCAAGGCCAAGUUCUCCCUAAGUCUGAUCGUUCUCCGGUGCAAGAGGAGUGACAUCAUGGAGGAUGGGCUGUGGGGAGAAGUUGGGCAGCAUGAAGGGGUAUUCAUGGAACCAGUGGUUGUCUCAGUUCUGUGUGAAAUAUGCACAGAACUCACAUUUGUCAGCCUGGAAAUGUUCCAGACUGGCCAAUGACAGCCCAAGGAGGGGUUACACCUCCAUCAGCUAUGUGUUUUAUUUCUUUGUUUACAAUGUUUCUCAGUAAAAUGCAGCACAUACCGACUCCAAGCACCAUGACCACUUCAGAUCAUGGAUGGUGUAUGGAGUAACCAUUUAAUGAAAUAAUUUGCUUCCUUACCUCUCUGAACCUGGUUUAUUCUGGUUUAUUUUCUGGGACUGUAAUAAAGAAACAUCGCGAUUAUGAACAGAUCUGUAACCCAGGUACCACAUUGUGUUUUUAUACUAUCCUGCUCUGUAAUGAAUGUAACUGUGUCUGUCUUCCAGCUCUCCUGCUCCUCCCGCUGGGUAUCUCCUCUGGUUCAGACAUUGUGCAGGUCGCGGUGGGUUCAGACCUAGCUCUGUGUGGGAUGACGUGCGGUGCGAAGGGUUUCGUGAUUCUUGAUUGUUCCUCUAAACCAGAACCGAUCCUGGAAUACAACUGUGAACAACAUUAUAUGAAGUUAUUUAGUAAUUACUGGCACAGGGUGGACUUCAAUGAACUGAAUGGAUGUGCAAUAAUCAGAAAUGUUCAGAAGAGCGAUUCUGGUCGAUAUAUGUGGAUACUCAUUGAGGAGGAUGGUACAGAAAGUAUGUACCAGUCUGCACGUCACAGCAUUGUAGGUAAGUUGUCUGUGAUCUAUACUGAGAGUAAGGGAAGGGAUAUAGCUGUACUUCACAAUGAGCCUAUCAAAUGAGGCGAUUUAAUUCCAUAUAUCGGACACACAACGCCUGAUUAAUGGCUUCAUCCAAUCGAACAUAUAAAAGCAGUAGAUAAAUGCAUUUUUUUGGCAUAUAGUUAAUAAAAGAAAAAAAAAGCCAAAUUGGAUAAAUAUGAACCCCUACUAUAUCGGCGGGUGGGAAUGCUACCUUGAUAAACGUAGGGGACCCUUAUUGUACUAAGAGCCCUGUAGCGGAGAUGCAAUAUUACCCAGGGUAUCUCCGCUUAUAAUCCAAGUGGGACUCAGGAACAAGUAAAUAGUAAAUCCACAGACAAGGCUUCCAGCAGGUAAACUACAGCAAUAUCCCAACAGCAAUCCCAAUAAUUGGACGACACACAGUUUCAGGAGCAUAACUGAAAGCCUUUAAUCACAGUCUCCUUAUAAAGCAUGCUCCCAUGCAAGGGAGGAAUUUACAGUAAUUAUUACAGUAGCCAAUCCUGUCCUGGUAACCUCCCACACAUCUCCUCCCCUCAGCCGGCAUCAUAAUCCCCUUAUCCAGCACACCAAUUCCCCCCGUUUCUGGAUGUACCCCUAAACAUAGGGGUACCACUUUAAAUCCUACAUCCCCGGAUACCCCUGAUCUGGGUGAACAACAUAUCCAAAAAUCACCCAGAUCAGACCAGGGGUUCGGGAAAUGUAUGGAGGGAAUAAAAUGACCGACCGCACUAACUGAGAUAGCCGAAUCCGGUUCCAUGCGAAUGGGCCCUGCGGUCGGUCCUGGCAUAAGGGAAUAAAAUACACGAAAACCUCUAGCUAUAGAGGCUAGGGAGGGUUCGCCUGAAUCCCCUCGUUCGGUUCUUUCUAUCUACCGAACGAGGGGCCGUUCGGUAGUUAGGAACCGAACGGACCGGGCUUGUGGAGGUCUCAGCGGUGUUCGCCUACUCGAGUGUCCGAUUUUAGUUCCAGACACUCGACGGCAAAACACCGCUGUUCGGGAGUUUUAAAAUGGCCGCCGCCACGUGUUCGUUUGUCGAAUGGCGUCCACCCCCGAGAACAAAGGACGGCUACUUACUGUUCAAUUACCCGCUCGCAACAAUGUUGCAACAGGGGAGGUCACACUUCACACAGGGGAGGUCUGGUUGUUCGGUAGUUUCAUUCGAAUAAACUAAGGUAAAACAGUAUAUUUGUAGGGUCGCCUGGGGCUAUCCGCUACACUGCUCCCCCUUGCCCACAAGCCGGCAUACACAGUCUGAUCCAACACGGAUCGGCUUGGGGAUGUCCGGGGAGGCUCACGGAUCAUUUCUCUAGGUCAGUUUGUCGAGACAACCCGUCAGCAUUUCCAUUCUGUUUACCCGGGCGGUACUGGAUAUUAAAGUCAAAGGGCUGCAGCGCCAGACUCCAGCGCAGCAGCCGGGCAUUGUCCCCAGCCACCCGGUUUAGCCAUACUAACGGGUUGUGAUCCGUGAGCAGGGAAAAAGCUUGUCCGUACAAAUAUGGCUGUAAUUUCUUCAGGGCCCACACCACAGCCAGGCAUUCUUUCUCGAUGGCGGCGUAGCUUACUUCUCGAGGUAACAGUUUCCGGCUGAUGUAAGCCACGGGAUGUUCUCCGCCAUCGGCCCCGACUUGGCUUAAUACUGCUCCCAAUCCAAACAUAGAAGCGUCUGUGUGGACAAGAAAACGUUUAGUUGGAUUGGGAGCUGCCAAGACAGGGGCAUUUGUCAAUGCAUCUUUCAACAACUGAAAUGCCUGUUCACACUCCGGGGUCCAGGUUACUUGGCGGGGUAGGUUUUUACGGGUCAAGUCGGUGAGAGGUUUGGCCAGGGCACUGUAAUUCGGGACAAAUUUCCGGUAGUAUCCGGCCGUUCCUAGGAACGCUAACACCUGAGUCUUAGUCCUAGGGGUAGGCCAUUGGGCUACAGCCUCUUCUUUGGCUGGUUCCGGCUUUUGCUUGCCGCAUCCUACUCGAUGACCUAGGUAUUGUACUUCAGCCAUGCCUAUGCUGCAUUUGGCUGGUUUCAGUGUUACACCAGCGGCCCUUAGCCUGUCUAGGACCGCUCCUAUAUGGGUCAGGUGUUCCUGCCAGGUAUUGCUGAAAAUGGCAAUAUCAACGAGGUAUGCGCAGGUAUAAUCUUGGAACCCAUCCAGGAGGCGGUCCACCAUCCGCUGAAAAGUAGCCGGGGCGUUUUUCAUCCCAAACGGCAUGACCUUAAAUUGGUACAAGCCGAAUGGGGUGACAAAGGCCGACUUAGGGAUGGCGUCUUGCGCCAAGGGUAUUUGCCAAUACCCUUUACACAAGUCAAUCGUGGUGAGAUAGUGCCCCCUCGCCAUCCGAUCCAGGAGUUCGUCUAUCCUGGGCAUGGGGUAGGCGUCAGAUACCGUCUUCUCAUUCAAUCUCCGGUAGUCUACACAAAACCGGGUCGUGCCGUCCCGCUUUGGUACUAGUACUACCGGAGAGGCCCAGGGGCUGUCGGAGGGCUCAAUCACCCCCAGCUGGAGCAUCUCAUCGAUCUCCUUGCGCAUGUUCGCCCGUACCACUUCUGGGAUGCGGUACGGGGUCUGACGCAUGGGAAGCUGCCCUGGGGUGUCUACUCUGUGAGUGGCCAGAGGAGUGUAACCAGGUACAUUAGAGAAGAUAUCCUGCUUCUCCCUCAACAGCUGUUGUACCUCGCUCCGCUCCUGUGGGCUCAACCGAUCCCCCAGGGUGACUUCCCCUAAGUCCCCGGAUAACUGACCCUCUCCCAGCAGAUCCGGGAGAGGUAAACUGUCAAACUCCUCGGAGUUAGGCGCACAUAUAGCGGUCACUUCCUCCGAGCGCUCCUGGUAGGGCUUCAUCAUGUUCACAUGGAGCAUGCGUCGCCCCCCAGUACCAACGCACGAGCCGAUUAUAUAAGUGGUGUCACACCGUUGUUCUACCACCUUAUAAGGGCCCUGCCAGGCGGCCUGCAGCUUAUCGUGUCGGACAGGUUUUAAGAUCAACACCUUCUGCCCGACCUGAAAGCUACGGUCCCUGGCGCCCCGAUCAUACCAUGUGCGCUGGCGUGUCUGAGCCGCCUGCAAAUUCUCGCGUACCGUCUGAGUUAAGGCCUCAAGGCGGUCUCGGAAUGCCAACACGUAUGGUAUGAUGGGGGUACCGUCAGUGCUCCGUUCUCCCUCCCAAUGCUCUCUGAUUAAAUCUAGAGGCCCUCGUACCCUGCGGCCAAACAAUAGUUCAAAUGGGGAAAACCCAGUGGAUUCCUGCGGCACCUCCCUAUAAGCAAAGAGGAGGUGGGGCAGGAACUUCUCCCAGUCCUUGUGGGUCUCUGCGAAGGUUCGGAGCAUUUGUUUCAAUGUACCGUUGAAACGUUCGCAGAGCCCAUUCGUCUGGGGGUGGUAAGGGGAACUAAUGACCGGCUUAAUGUCACAAAACUUCCAGAGGCGCUGCGUGACUUCGGCGGUGAAUUGGGUGCCCUGAUCGGAGACAAUCUCCCUGGGGAGUCCCACCCGGGAGAAUAUCUUCAUCAGGGCUUCUGCUACUGUCUCAGCCUGUAUAUUCGUCAGGGCCACCGCCUCUGGAUAUCUAGUGGCAUAGUCUACUACCGUCAGGAUAAAUCUUUUACCUGACGGGCUCGCUUUGUUGAGGGGUCCUAUUAGGUCAACUGCUACCCUGCUAAAGGGUUCCUCGAUUAUGGGAAGGGGAUGUAACUUGGCCUUGCGCCGGUCCCCCCUUUUCCCCACCCUUUGACAGGUAUCACACGUGUUGCAAUACCUGCGCACCUCCUGGCUAAUUCCCGGCCAAAAGAAACUUUGGGUUAACCUGUAUCGGGUCCUGCUGACCCCUAAAUGUCCAGAUAGCGGAAUGUCAUGUGCUAUCCGUAGUAACUCCGCCCGGUACCGCUGAGGUACCACUAACUGCCUCAUCACAAUCGGGUCUGACCCGGAUACCUUCUUAUCCGUCUCCCGAUAUAACAGCUGUUUGUCCCAAAUAAACCUUUCGCCCUCCCCCCCAGGCGUGUCUGCUGUCACCUUGUCCCUAUACACCUGCAAGGUGGGGUCAGUCACUACCUCAGCUGCAAAUUCGUUAGGAGGGGCCCAGGGAACACAGUCAAGGGAAGGGGAAGGAUCUCUUACCUGAACCUCCGGGAGUGUGUUGUAGUCCUGGGUGCGGGCCUGUUGUCGAGUGACCACAGGGUGAGCUUCUCCUGUGGUGGGUGUCUGGGGCUCAAAAGCAGAUGUGAGCCUCCCCAGAUCGUUCCCCAAUAAAACCUCCGCCGGUAACUGCGGCAUCAACCCCACCUCCACAUGCCCUGCCCCCGCUCCCCAAUGCAAAUGUACCCUUGCUGUAGGUAGCCGGUAUACUGCUCCCCCGGCUACCCUGAUGGCCACAGUCUUACUUAGUUUAGCUUGGUCUGAGACCAGGUGACUUUUUACCAGGGUGAUGGUGGCUCCUGAGUCACGUAGCCCCUGAACCGCUUUACCCUCCAGAUACACGGUCUGCCUGUGAUGCUGGCGGUUGUCAGCAUUAGCCUGGACGGGAUCUGCCUCGUGCAGUACCUCCCACUGUUCUACCGUUGUGAUGGGAACUGCUGAACCAUACGGUGUGGCCACGAUGUCCUGGUAGUGGUGGGCUGCGGCUGCUCUCGGUGGUGGUGGGGGGCCGGGGCGAAUCCAGGUGGAGCGGUCCCGCAGCUGGGGGCAUUCCCUUUUAUAAUGUCCCCAUUUCUGGCAGUGGUGGCAAGGGCCCGACGUGGGCUGGCGGAAACGUGGCUGUGCAGCGGGCGGUGGGGGUGGUGGCAGUGGUCUUGGUAGAGCUGGCGUGUAGUUGUUCCCCCCAAAGGUUUUAAAAGGUACUUUUGGAGCUGCAGGUUUUUGCUGCCUGCGUGCAUCCAGGUACUCGUCUGCCUUCCUGGCUGCUUCGGUAAGGGAGGUAGGGUUUCUGUCUCUUACCCACUCCUGUACCUCGCUGGUUACUCCUUCAUAAAAUUGCUCCAGCAGUACCAUUUGCAAUACAUCCUCCAUAGACCGUGCCUUGCUCGCUUGCACCCACCCCAAGACUGCUCGUUGUAGUCUGCAUGCCCACUCUGCGUGUGAGUCUCUCUCCACCAUCUUUAAAUCCCUGAAUCUCCGCCGGUAUGCUUCUGGUGUUAUAGCAUACCUGGCCAAUAUAAUUUCUUUCACUUUGUUGUAAUUCCUUAUUUCUUCAUUAGGCACAGUACGGUAUGCCUCAGCUGCCCUCCCAGUUAACCUCCCUGCCAAAAUAGGUACCCAGUCCUCUGCGCUUAUUCUAUGCAGUGCACACAGUCUCUCAAAAUCUUGCAGGAAAGCGUCUAUAUCUUCCUCUGCCUCCACAUAUGUUUUAAAAGCCUGGUAUGGUAUUUUAGGCUUACCUUCUUGUGGCAUAUUUACUUCAGCGCUGCGUUCUGGGGCCGCUGCUUGACUCCUCAGUAUAAAUUCCUGGACCUCCGUCAUUGUUUUUGAAACAAUCUCUGUUGGAGGGUGUUCCAAAUAGAAAGACAGCCGAAAUUGUACCUGCCUCUGGAACUCCCUUUGUUCCGGUGUUUCUCCCGAAUUCCCCUGUUCGGGAACCGAAUCGCCGUCCAUUCGGUACUCCGCCAUCAGUUCAGUAAUGAGUACCGCUUUUGUCUUAUUGCUGGCUUGUAUACCCCUUGCCUCCAGAAGGUCUUUUAGCGUGGAGCGUUUUAGUGUGGCAAAAUCAAUCUCCAUCCGUACUCCAUUUAUGCUUGUUCCUCUGUGAGUCUGGAUUUUCUAUCUACCGAACGAGGGGCCAUUCGGUAGUUUGGAACCGAACGGACCAGGGCUGUGGAGGUCUCAGCGGUGUUCGCCUACUCGAGUGUCUGAUUUUAGUUCCAGACACUCGACGGCAAAACACCGCUGUUCGGGAGUUUUAAAAUGGCCGCCGCCACGUGUUCGUUUGUCGAAUGGCGGCCACCCCCGAGAACAAAGGACGGCUACUUACUGUUCAAUUACCCGUUCGCAACAAUGUUGCAACAGGUAAUUGAGGACACACUUCACACAGGGGAGGUCUGGUUGUUCGGUAGUUUCAUUCGAAUAAACUAAGGGAAUGAAACUACCGAACAAUCAGAGGAAUACAAUUCACUUUAAUACAUAGAAAACACAGCAGAUACACGAAUGCAGGUAAAACAGUAUAUUUGUAGGGUCGCCUGGGGCUAUCCGCUACAAGCCCCCAUCCCCAUGAUCUGUGAGACCUGAUAAUUAAAAUAAAUGGGGGUACUUAGUGUCUCCCACACCCUCUACUCAUGACCAGCAGAUAGGGAGCUGACAAUAUAAUAAAAGAGAGGCUAAAAUUAAAUAAAGAUGGGGUGGACAUAACAUUGGCCAUUCCUCUAAAAUAGUGCUGGUCCCCCACCACCUAAAAUCCUGCCGAGUCCUUCUCAGAAUAAUAAGUGAGGGGGAGGCGCAUUAAAUCUAAAUUAUGGUAUACUUACCAUCUGAUCUUUCUUCUCCGAUCUUUUCUUCAGUCCCACAAAGGCCAAAUAAAAAUCCAUUAAUUCCUGACACUAAUAUUAAAAAUAUAAAUAAAAGAGCCCCAUUUGGCCAAUUUGCAAAAACAAAGUGCAGAAAAAACUCAGACAAAAUUAAUCUAUGUGAUGCUAAGGAGGUCUCUGUGCAGAAUGAGUUUGCAAGGCUUGAAAGCCCCUAAUAAGGGCUUACCCACACUAUGGAAGCAAGGUCAGAGCAGUCUGAUUGGUUGGCACAUACGCCAACCAAUCAGAGCGCUCAGAGAGGCAAACCUCACUUCUCUAAUGACUUGAAUGACACUAUUAGGAUAUGGGGUGGUAAGCAGAAUUAUUUUAAUUGGUUGGUGUAGCUGACAGCUUGGGGACCUGGCUACAAUUUUGGGGUGAGCAAUAGUAUGUUAACCCUUUAUUUAAUUAAAAGCCCCACCCACCACACGUGGCUGGGGCUGAUAACUACACUAGGCACCACAUUUAGUAUAUUAUUAGUCCCAACCCACCACAAACGGGUGUGGGCUGGGGGGGAAACUACGUCCCUAUUAUUUAUUUUAACUAACCAGCCUGCUGCCACCUAUGAGGGGGACACUAAGUCCAUCAUUUUUAUUUUAAUUCAUGGCCUCAAUCCACAGCCCAUGGGUAGGGGUUGGGGGGGAGAAAAGUUCCUCCUGUUUAUUUAAUGAGUAGCACCCACUCGUGCCUUGUGGGUGGAGGCUGUUGUGACGCUAGUAUGACAGGCGCCCCCUGUAUUGUAUUUCAAUAGCUGCUCAGUUUUUAGUGAUAUUGACCUGCUGCUGGCUACUCACUGUUUAGUAGACUUUCCCCACACCGCAGUGUAUCAGGUGGGGGCAUGCCUACUUAAUACCAACAGUACUUCUGAUGCACACUUAUCAGACCUUUUAUUUUGAGCUGCCGACCCAUCUAUCAAGAUCGACUGCUUGAACGUAGUCUGAUAUUAAAGCCAGCUAAGAUUCGAUUAAAAAAAGUUGACCGAGAACAGCUGAUAAUUAUUAACUGGUUUCUGCCAAUAGAUUUAAAACCGAUGCCUAAAAACCAACUGUUAAAACCUCAAAAAAACUGUUCUGUUAAUCACAUGAGUGUAGGAGUGCUUUUAGACAGACAGGAUCAAACUGUGUGUGCAGACAGACAUCAGUGUAGCAGUGCUCUAGAACCCAGAUUGUUCCUGUCUGUUCCUCCUUGUUCCAGAAAUACAGGUCAUUCUGUGCUUUUCAUGCUGGCUAAUAAAGGGUAAAUGGGAGACACUAAAAUAAAUAAAAGUUGCUGAAAUCUUAACUCUGCAUCCGUGGGCCCAGAUAUAAAAUCUGUUAUUGUUCACCGUUAAAUGUUAUGAAUCUAUUUUCCUUUCUGUAUUUUGUGAUAGUUUGCCUGUAAGAAAUACAUUUUUGUGUGAAAUGACUACUAUUAGGACAUUAGUUGUUACCCAUAUCAAUUUCAUCCAUUAAAAAACUAUAGAAAAUAAAAUAUCACAGAGACAUUUAUUAAAUCUAAUACUAAGUGAGCGAUCCAGCAAAGCUUAGCAGGAAUUCUGAUUCGGAAGGUGUAAUGUACAUCACAAGAGACGAAAGACAGAUUUAAACACAAUGAUCCUCAGUUACUGGGUUUAAUAAAUCCCACCCAGCAGACAUGCACAUUCACUGCCUCUGAUCUCCACCUCUUAUCUCCCAGAUAAAGUCUCCAUCACUAGCCUUAGCUCCAUUCUCAGUAAUUCGGGGCUGACCACAUCUCUGCAAGUUCAGUUUACUGGGGAGAUGGAACACACAGUCACCUGGACCCGAGAUGAAGGAGACCUGCCCGAGGGCCACCAGCUGAGUGAAUUUAAUGACACCCUCACUGUACGGAGCACGGACUAUGGGACAUACAGAGUGACUGUUACUAACUCAGUGAGUGAGGACCAUGCUCAGCUCACACUCACAGGUAAUGGGGCUGUUGUUGGAUUUGGGAGUCUUAAAAUAUCUUCCCUCCCCCUUACUGAGUAACAUCACAGCCAUAAAGUGAAGCUUCACACAGCUUAGUAAAUAUCACUAGACAUUCUCCAUAAUCUGUCCAGUGCCAAGAUGCCUCCAGCUGGGUAUUAUCUACAUGUUCUGCCUCUAUAUAAAAGAUAUUACUAGAAUUAGUCUUGGCUGUAGCAUAUCUGUGUUCAAUACACCAUUCUAAUGUACAGAAAUGGCCCCAUAUGUGGAUAAAUUAAAAAAAUAAUUCUCAACCAAACAAACACUCAGCUCCAUUUUGUCCAUAUAAUUCGAACAUCAUGAAACAACAAAUGUCUCUUGUAAACUUCCCGCAAAAGCAAGAGGAAUCUCUAACUUGCAACCCUGGGUCCAUGACAGGGGGUCUUUCUGACACUUGGGGUGUGGGGGGGGGGAGCAAUGGUAGUUUUAAAUUUAAAUAGGUAUUUAAAUCAAGUUAAUUAGCUACGAGCAGUGGGCUGCCAUUUUAUUAAAUAUGCAGGCUGGGGUCAGACUCAAAUAGCGUGGCUGAUUAGCUGAUUUAAAAAGAUUUAAUUGGCUGUGAGCAGCGCACACUGUAAACGCUGCACAUAGCUCAUCUGUCAGUCUGGGGCCACUAACUGUUCCCCAUUUGACAGAGGAGACCCCCAGUUAUCAAAAGAUACCUGAGGCUCCUUGGUACCAGCAGAGAUCUAACCCCUGCUGGCACCCUUACUGCAUGACGGCCCAUGACAUUAAUGGGCGUAAAGCUCUGCAUUGCAUGACGGUCUAUGACAUUAAUGGGUGUAAAGCUCUGCAUUGCAUGACGGUCUAUGACAUUAAUGGGCGUAAAGCUCUGCAUUCCAUGACGGUCUAUGACAUUAAUGGGCGUAAAGCCCUGCAUUGCAUGAGGUCUAUGACAUUAAUGGGCGUAAAGCUCUGCAUUGCAUGACGGUCUAUGACAUUAAUGGGCGUAAAGCCCUGCAUUGCAUGACGGUCUAUGACAUUAAUGGGCGGAAAGCUCUGCAUUGCAUGACGGCAUAGUCAUGUGGCCCUUAACAAUAACCACUACGCUGUCUAUCAUCGCCGUGGUGUGAUUUCUGGCUCCGACCUUUCCUUAAUCUUUACCUAAAUAUUACCAAAUCCUGAUGCUUUCAUCUUAAAACCAUUUCCCAUGAUUGCUCCUUUUUCACUCAGGAUUAAAUAAGAUGUUUGUCCGUAGUCCUCUUGUUUUCUGCCUUGAUUGUUGUAAUCCUCUGCUUGUUGGACUAAAAAUUGCACAGACUGACCUUCUACAGUCCGUAAUAAACUCCUCUGCCAGCCUUAUCUACCUUAAGUCCAACUUCUCUCACACCACACCACUCUGUCAGUCUCUGGCUUCCUGUUUCCAGUAUGGUUCAGUUACAUUGUCUUGUUCUUACUUACAAAGCCGUCCAUAACUGCGCCACUGCUUAAACCUCCUCCAUCAUUAGCAGAUGUGCUCCAUCCAUCUUCGAUCCACCGACAAGCUGUUACUGCCUUGUUCUUGCACCACACUCCAGACUGCCCAACCACAGGACAACCAACUCUCCAUGUCUCUGCAGUACUUAGAGUACUCUGCAGUACUGAAGUUGGAAAAAGGCUUAAAAUGGCUUUACAAUGUAUGCACACUCAGUCACAGCACUCUGAUUGGUUAACUUGUAACCCCCACAAUAAUUUAGUCAAUAGACCCCACUAGAGGUCGGAUGCGUCCCGUUUUUUUAUUUUAUUUAAUAGAUCCCAAUCGCUGGCCAAAGACGGGGGUAAGGAGAUGGACUAGAGAUGGAUGAGAGAUUUAACAACUAUUAUUAGCUGUCCAAUUUAAUAAGGCUAUUGGAUCACUGAAUCCAAUUUGUAAAGUAUAGCUAUUGCUUUGAACGUUGAAUUGAUAAUUAUCGGCUCCCGAUGGCUGAUAAAUGUGAUCUGCUCUAAUUUAAUCAACUCCCUAGUGUUUGUUAGUGUAUAAUCAACCAAAUGUUAAAUAAUCUAAAUGGAUUUAUUGUGUAAUAUGUCUGUUACAGCUGAACCAGAUCCUGUCUCAGGAAAAUUCAGAGUCUCUUGGAUCGCUGUCAGUAUCAUGGUUGCUGCUAUCAGUGCUGUGCUCCUGGAUGUACGUACCAAUACUGUGCUAUACAGCCUGCCUACAAUGCAGGUUUAA
Molecule: messenger RNA, 11774 nt
Organism: Pelobates cultripes (western spadefoot toad)
Lineage: Eukaryota; Metazoa; Chordata; Amphibia; Anura; Pelobatidae
Source: the annotation of a GenBank genome assembly